Entrophospora candida is the source of this 2769-nucleotide messenger RNA. NCBI's taxonomy places the organism in Eukaryota, Fungi, Glomeromycota, Glomeromycetes, Entrophosporales, Entrophosporaceae. The record is from the annotation of a GenBank genome assembly.
AUGACUUUUUCUAGCUCGUACGCAAAUGGUAAUAAUCAAACAUCCGAUAUUGAAGAUAAUAGUAAUAAUGGAGGAGACCAACAAACUAUAACAACACAAAAUCAAAGACAGUCGUCGUCACAGACUACUGCUGCCACUACUACUACCACACAAACAUCACAGCAUCCCUAUACUGCGAGGCCUUCAUUUGGUUUGAUCGAUUUUGGUUUACUGGAAACUCUAGGAACUGGAACUUUUGGAAGAGUAUUUCUCACAAAAUUCAAACACAGAGAAAACUCAUUUUAUGCGAUGAAAGUAUUAAAAAAAGUUGAAGUUGUUAGACUUAAACAAGUUGAACAUAUAAAUUCAGAAAAAUUAAUUCUGAGUCAAGUUCAUCAUCCAUUCAUCGUAAAUUUGUUUUGUACAUUUCAAGAUGAGAAAAAUUUAUAUAUGUUAUUAGAAUAUGUGAUUGGUGGUGAACUUUUCUCACAUUUACGGAGAGCUGGCCGAUUUACAAAUGACAUGACCAGAUUUUAUGCAGCGGAAAUUGUCCUUGCAAUAGAGUUUCUGCAUUCAAAAGAUAUAAUUUAUCGUGAUCUUAAACCUGAAAAUUUAUUAUUAGAUUCAAGAGGUCACGUAAAAAUCACAGAUUUUGGUUUUGCUAAAAAAGUUGAAGAUCGUACGUGGACAUUGUGCGGCACACCAGAAUAUUUAGCACCAGAAAUUAUUCAAAGUAAAGGCCAUGGUAAACCUGUGGACUGGUGGGCUCUUGGAAUUUUAAUAUUUGAGAUGUUGGCUGGAUAUCCACCUUUUUUUGAUGAUAAUCCAUUCGGAAUUUAUGAAAAAAUUCUAGCAGGAAAAAUACAGUUCCCAAAUCAUUUUGAUGCUAAUGCCAAAGAUCUUAUUAAACGUCUUUUAACAGCAGAUCGUACAAAAAGAUUAGGUAAUCUUAGGGGUGGCAGUGAUGAUGUUAAAAAACAUAAAUGGUUUCGUGGUGUUGAUUGGCAGGGUCUAUAUGAUAGACGCGUGGCAGCUCCUAUUAUACCACCAUAUCGACAUCCUGGUGAUACAAGUAAUUUUGAAAAAUAUCCAGAACCAAAUGACGACGAAAAUUGUAUCGGCAGUACUCCAACGGGUAAUGAAAAGAGUUCUGCAUCAAAAUUUCAACUUGAAGUAAAAAAUACUUUGGAAUUAUUUCAAGAAAAAGAAUCCGAAAGUAAUUGGGAAAAAUUUGAUAAAGCAUUCAAACAAUUGAUCGAAAUUACUCGUGAAGGAAUCUCUGAUUAUGAGAAACCAUUUAUUUCUGGAAUCAAGUCUUUAAAGCAACCAAUUCAAAAUUCUAUUCUCUCAGAUAGAACAAGACUAUCAGGAACAGCAACUGAAUUUGUUGAAGAAAUUUCUAAUGGAUUAGGCCCAAAAUUUGAUUUAUUAGCUGAAUUAUUUGUGCCCAACAUUCUCAAAAUUUGUAAUCGUACAAAUAAAUUGUUCGUUGCAAGAGCUCAGAAAUGUUUGGAAACAAUAAUCCGCAAAUCUAAAUUGUUUAGUCUUUUACCAAAGUUUAAAGAAGCAAUCCAAAGUCAAAACAAACAAUUAAAAACCAGUAUAGCAGAAUUAACUUUAACAAUUUUAGAGACUGAUGUUACUGGUUUAGAAGAUUAUAUAGAAGAUGUAGAAUCGAUUGUUUGUCAAGGUAUAAUGGAUUCAACACCGGCUGUUAGAACAGCUUCAAAAAAAUCUUUUGAAAUUUAUAAAUUAAAAUUUGAUUCAAGAGUUGAAGAAUUUAUAGCUGGUUUGCCUUUUAUUGCAAAGAAGAAUCUUGGUAUUCAAGAUAAAGCAGCACAACCAGUAAAAUUUUCACGCCAGCCAAUUCGUCCGACUCAACCAGUUCGUGAAAAUAGUGCACAGGAUGAUAUUGUCAUAUUUAACAAAAAUAUAAGGAAACAACAAAAGGCGGAAAGAAGGACAUCAUUACCAAUUAAUAUUCAAACUUCGGGUGAUUCAAACGCUUUUGAAAUUGUGUUUGAUGAAUCUCAAGAUAUUGCACCAGAAAAAACCGCAAGUCCAACUACAAGUACAGGUUUUUUAAUAAAAAAACCACUCAAAUUAACUUCCUUACAACGACCAAAAUCUCAACCUAUAAUCCCAACCACAAAAUUAGCCCAUAAUACACCACCAAAACCUGUAAGGUCACAAACCACCCCAUCUAUCCUAAAUAAAAGUCAAUUAUCAUCAUCAUCUACUGCUGGUAUUACUGCAAAUCCACAAAGUACGCCAAUUAACGAAUCAACGUCAUCAUCAACAAUCCGAUCAAUUUCUAGCAAAGCAUCCAAAUUCACAGGCCCAAUAAGCAGUAAUGGCAAUUAUAAACCCUCAGUGAUAAUCACUGCAGCAGACGAUUAUAUUGGUCAAUCAAUAGCACUUUAUCUACUUUGUAAUCAUCGUGACAGUAUUUCAACAGUUCGUGCUGUAGCAAAAUAUCAAAACAAAUCAUUUGUAGAGGAACUGAUGGAUUUAGGAGCUGAAAUCUGUUUGAUUGAUUAUGAUAAAUCGGAAACUUUGGAUGAAGCCUUUGAAGGAAAUUUUGAUAUUGUUAUUUUCAACACAGAGUCUGACGAGAAAAGAGUUCAAUAUGCUGAAAAAAUGAUUCAAGCAUUUAAAAAUAUGAAAAUUAAUAAUGUUGGAAUGAUUUCAAUAAUUGGUGCUGAUUCUGAUUUGAAAUUUCUGAAGGCUUAUAAGGAUGUUGAAGAUAAAUUAAGCCAUGUUAUUGAAAAUUUAUGUGUAAUGAGGUAA